Stegostoma tigrinum is the source of this 5349-nucleotide messenger RNA. It is a transcript of the gene ehbp1, whose product is annotated as EH domain binding protein 1. The transcript has 26 exons. Gene Ontology annotation, molecular function: protein binding. Lineage: Eukaryota; Metazoa; Chordata; Chondrichthyes; Orectolobiformes; Stegostomatidae. The record is from RefSeq and is a predicted model, not a curated record. Bases 476 to 4276 code for a protein of 1266 amino acids.
CGACCGGCGGCAGGUUGGUGCGAGAGGGCGGACGCAGCAGGGUCGGCUGAGAGAACUGCCCCGUCCCCGGCCUCCAGCCCUCGGUCUCCGGUCCUCUCAGGAUGGAGACGGCGCCGACAGCCGUCCCCGGGGUUUGAGGCCGUGUUCUCAUUCUCCGAGUAACCGGCCAAGGAGAGCGAGUUUCACAAAGUCGCAAUCGUUUCCAGGCCUGAUGAUUCAACGUCAUUUGAACCCAUAGAGGAAUGACUGGUUGAAUUGACAGCAACUUCCUGCCACAGCCAUGCAGGUUACUGGAGUACUUGGCAAUCCACAUUGGAAUCUGUCAUCCUGUUUGUGAUUUUUUUUCAAUGAACGUGUAGAAGAAAUGUUAUCGCUCUUAAAGGAUCUACACUUGUAUGUCUAAAUUAUAAACUUGGAAAAUUGAAGCUGUGUUUUAUACCUGAACUCAUCUGUCCAAAACCAAGUUAUAAUAAUCAUGGCUUCAGUUUGGAAACGGCUGCAACGUGUGGGAAAGCAUGCAUCCAAGUUCCAAUUUGUGGCUUCAUACCAAGAAUUAAUGGUAGAGUGCACAAAAAAAUGGCAACCUGACAAGCUUGUAGUGGUUUGGACAAGAAGAAGCAGACGGAAAUCUUCCAAGGCUCAUAGUUGGCAACCAGGAAUUAAAAAUCCAUAUCGAGGAGUGGUGGUUUGGCCUGUUCCUGAAAACAUUGAAAUCACUGUGACACUUUUCAAGGAUCCACAUGCUGAGGAAUUUGAAGACAAAGAAUGGACUUUUGUUAUAGAAAAUGAGUCACCUUCUGGUCGUAGAAAAGCUCUUGCCACCAGUAAUAUUAACAUGAAGCAGUAUGCGAGCCCCAUGCCUACGCAAACUGAUGUAAAGCUGAAAUUCAAGCCAUUGUCUAAAAAAAUUGUUGCUGCCACACUGCAGUUUUCUUUAUCGUGCAUUUUCUUGAGAGAAGGCAAAGCAACGGAUGAGGAUAUGCAAAGCCUGGCUAGUUUGAUGAGUAUGAAACAAGCUGAUAUUGGAAACUUGGAUGACUUUGAGGAAGAAAAUGAGGAAGAUGAUGAAAACAGGGUGAAUCAAGAGGAGAAGUCAGCAAAAAUUACAGAGAUAGUAAACCAGUUGAAUGCUCUGAGCAGCUUAGAUGAAGAACAAGAUGACUGCCUAAAACAAGCAAAUAAGUCUGCAGCUAAAUCAACCAGUUCUUCUGAAGAACUUAUCAAUAAACUCAACAUUUUGGAAGAAGAGGAGGAACCGCUUAACACAAGGCAUGAUCCAUUUAGAGAGAUUGAUACUCAUGGAUUGAAUCCUUUUGGAGACCCAGAUGAUGAGCCUGUUUUAGAAGAGAGGAAUGUUGGAACAAUGUCAGCCACAAGACCAGAAGAAUCUUUCUACGAUAAUGAUCCCAACAAUCCUUUUAAUGAACAGUAUGAGAAUUCUCUCAAUCCCUUUGAUGUAUGUGAUUCUCAACCUGGCAGGAUUAUUGAAAAUAGGACAGAAGCAAUAGAACCACCUAAACCAACGAAGAGACAGAAUGUCAAACCUGUGGACAUGAGCAAGUACCUCUAUGCCGAUACAACCAAAACAGAGGAGGAAGAAUUAGAUGAAUCUAAUCCAUUCUAUGAGCCGAAGGCUGUACAUUCUACAAAGUAUGAAACGACAUUAGUGACAGCUUCAAUACAGCAGCCUGACACAGAAAAAAAGACAGAGAGGAAAGCACCAUCACCUCCAGCACCUGACAAUACAUUCACACCAAAGUCAGAAACUGUAAAGGUGUACAUCAAACCAGCUGCUGUGAUGGAUAUAUCCUCAUCACCAAAGCCGAGCCCGAUCCCAAGUCCUAUUCUUGGGAAAAAACCAAAUGCCACUCAAUCGCUGCUUGCCUGGUGCAAAGAAGUGACAAAAAACUACAGAGGAGUGAAGAUCACGAAUUUCACGACAUCGUGGAGAAAUGGACUGGCUUUCUGUGCAAUUCUAAAUCAUUUCCGGUCAGACUUGAUUGACUACAAAUCUCUGAAUCCUCAGGAUAUUAAAGAAAACAACAAAAAGGCUUAUGAUGGCUUUGCAAGCUUGGGAAUAUCACGAUUAUUGGAGCCAGCAGAUAUGGUUUUAUUGGCUAUUCCAGAUAAACUGUCCGUUAUGACCUACCUUUAUCAGAUAAGGGCACAUUUCAGCGGCGAAGAAUUGAAUGUGGUCCAGAUCGAAGAAAACAGCAGUAAAAGCAAGUACAAAGUUGGUAACUUUGAAACUGACACAAACAGCUCCAUUGAUCAGGAGCAAUUUUAUGCAGAGAUAAAUGAUGUUAAACAUGAGACAACAGCACAACAACCAAGCAGUGUAUUACUUGAUGCUUCAUCUCAGGAAUGUUGUACAUUCCUCAGUGACGAUGUUGGUGAGUCAAAAAGUGAGCAACAGACUCCUGAUGGCCUUCGGAAUAUAAAUGCAACAAUACCUUUCUCACAAAGGACUAAAAAUGAUUCAGACUCUCAAAAGUAUUAUCCUGUUGAACAGAAUACUGUUCAGAGUUCUUUACUGGAGGAUACCAUUGAAAGUGAAAGCACAGAAUCUACACCACUACAAGGACAAAUACCACCAUUAAACAAAAGAAAACUGCUGAAAGUAGACAUUUUAGACUUAACUGGCUCGUCAGAUGUUAGUGAUAAAAAGGAACGUAAAUCACCAACACUUGGACAGGAAGAUUAUUCAGAUAAUACUAGGAGCAGCUAUGGACAUGAGCAUGAGAAAUUGCAGUAUUCAGAGUCUGAGAGCAGCAGAUCAGAACUGAGUUCUUCUGUUCGAAAAUCCAUUACAUCUCCAGCCCAUAAAUUAGGGUUCUCUUAUAAUCGUGAUGCAGAUCUGAUCAAGAAGAAACGUGCAACAUUGCAAUGCUCUGAAGUGGAUUCAUCAGAAAGUGUCUGUCCACGUUUGAACCAUUCGGGUCAACAGAGCAAAAGCAUUGAACUUAACUUUUGUCAACAAGAGAAAGGAAUCACUGAAGAAAAGAGAAUGGCAACAAGACAGGAAGAAUUGAAAGAGCGAGCAAGACUCCUUCUGGAACAGGCAAGGAGGGAUGCAGCUUUAAAAGCAGCAAGUAAACAGUCAGCCAUUCAAUCAGUAACACCAACUCACAACAAACAGCUGAAUGAGCACCAAGAUGAAGAGCGACGUCGCCAGUUGAGAGAGAGAGCUCGUCAGCUAAUUGCAGAAGCUCGAUCUGGCGUUAAGAUGUCUGAUCCUCCCAGCUACAAUGAACUGACUACUGAAAAGUUGAGAGAAAGAUCAAAGGCAGCUGGAGGUGAUGCUGUUGGGGUAGAUAUUAAUGAGGAAGGCCCUGAAACCUCUAUUUUGGGAGAGGAACAUACUAACACUGAAACUGACCUUGAUUCUUUUGGAACUCAGAACAACAUGUCUAUUGAUGUGAAGCUUAAGAAGCUCAUAGAGGCUCAACCACAGGUGGCAAAUUCACUAUCUACUGCUGUCCAGAAAGUCUCAGUGGACAGUGCAGAACAAGAAGAACUUAAGAAUGAAAUGGAGGAUCAUCGUGCUGAGCGUUUGCGUAAAUCCACUGAACGUUUGCGAAGUCCUGUGGUAUUCAAUAAAGAUUCAGCUGUGAGACGAACCCAUCUUCAGUCAUUUAGUCAGUAUGUGGAAAGCAGACCAGAGGUUAAAAGGCUGAGAUCAAUACAAGAAGAUGCAAAGAAAAGAAAUGAGGAAAGACCGGAAAUAUGUGAUACAACUCCAAGAAAGCCAUCAGAAGAUGAAGUACUUAGUAAAGGGUUCAAAGACACGAGUCAGUAUGUUGUUGGAGAAUUGGCAGCGUUGGAGAAUGAGCAGAAGCAAAUUGACACACGGGCUGCAGUGGUGGAGAAGCGUCUUCGCUAUCUCAUGGACACAGGAAACAAUAAAGAGAAGGAAGAAGCUAUGAUGCAGGAGUGGUUUGUGUUGGUUAAUAAGAAGAAUGCCCUCAUACGGCGACAGAAUCAACUUUCACUACUGGAAAAAGAACAUGAUCUUGAGAGACGUUUUGAGCUGCUAAAUCGAGAAUUACGAGCUAUGCUUGCAAUAGAAGACUGGCAGAAAACAGAAGCUCAGAAAAGACGUGAGCAGCUCUUACUAGAUGAACUAGUUAUUCUGGUUAACAAACGGGACGCGCUUGUCCGAGAUUUAGAUGCACAGGAAAAACAGGCGGAAGAAGAAGAUGAACAUUUGGAACGAACGCUCGAACAAAACAAAGGGAAAAUUGUAAAGAAAGAAGAUAAGUGUCUCAUUCAGUGAGAGAGAUGCACUAGAAGAUCUCCCAUCAUUUACACACACUUUCACUCUCAUUUUAAUAAACUAUGUGAUGGAUUUGAAUGAUAUCAUGUUUCAAUUAGAUUGUAAACUGUUGUAUUUUUUUUCUGUCAGAGCAUUUAAUCGUCCUAAGGCCGCAGGUCCGUCAUAUGGCUGCAUCUGUCGUUUUUAUGAAAGUGUAUUUUGUAAAAAAAAAAGCCGCGUGUAAUUGUUUUAUUUGUAACGGUGACAUUUAAUGUUUUAUCAGUUACAUUUGGGAAGAAUUCCCUGCUCAUUAAGGAGGAUAGGAAAAACACCAAAUAGUUGCGAAAUGUAGCAGGACAGUUCCUGAUUGUUUCUUAUUAACACUGAGACGGCUUUCUGUGCGCCGCACUGAUCUGCCUCAAAUGGAUGUUGGAUCAGAUUUGAUACUGUGACCGGGGAGGUUGGCGGUGGUUACCGGCUUCUGAACGUUACUGUUUUACAGAAACUGCGGAACUCCAGCCUCUGGGUGCACCUUUGAAUAAAUUGAUCGCCAUCAGUUGUCAAAAAGUGAAACAUCUUCAAGAAACAAUCUCUAAACCGGAAUGUUUGAGCUUGCUAGUUGCUGCAUUUUCAAUAUCUAGGUUUAUUUCCAUUGAAUAUUGGAACGUUUCAUUGGAGCUGUAAAGUCCGGUUUUUUUUAAAAUAUAAAUAGUUGGCUUUUACAGAGCGGCUAUGUUGUAAAUGAUAUUAUCUGAAGUUAGUUUUAGUUUAAACUCAGAAAAGGGCUGAUGACUUUGCACCCGGUUGGUGCGGUCAGUUCGUUCUCUGGUGUUUUCUAUGUAUUUAUUACCCGGAACAGCGCGAGCUGCUUGUUUAAGCUCCAGGUAUUUUGCUAAAACGUUUUUGUUUGGCUCGAAAAUGCUUGUUAUUUGUCUUCCGAAAGCAAAAGCAGUUCUCUAGAAGAUCGGAAUCAUUUUCAACACGUUUCUCUGCACCAACCUACCGUCAAUAAAACUGCUGCUUGGGGGAAGAAAUAUUUCUGUUUAUUUAUUCCAGGACCGCCUCUGAAUCUUGAAUAAAAAGUGAACUUUGAA